CGUGGUGCCUACGGAACGAGGGGGUGAGCUCCGUCCUUUUAGGGGCGUCCAACACCGACCAGCUGAUGGAGAACAUAGGAGCGAUUCAGGUUCUACCGAAGUUGUCGUCGUCCAUCACACACGAGGUGGACAGCAUCCUGGGGAACAAGCCGUACAGUAAAAAGGACUAUCGCUCCUAACGCGCGGCCCGGCCCCACCCGGCAGGGCUGCGACCCGGCCUGCAGCCGCAGCGCCCCACCUUUGCCUGAUCCUCUGUUUGCUUGAGCUUUUACUGAGUGAGACCCUGGCGCAUGAGUCUGGCCUCACCGUGGCCACGCAGGGCAUCUCAUUCAGAGUUACAGAGAGAAGAAAAGAAAAGGYAAUAACUUCAGUCAACUCCACAGGAAUAGGGCGGGAUUAACAAAGACAGACGGAAGAGAAAGAGAUUAGGGAUAUGCGCUCAUACGUAAAUCAGUUACACAUUCUAUUCAGCUGAAAGUAUUUUAAAGUCAUAGAGAAAAUUUAGAAAAAUAAAGAUAUCUUUUUAAG
Molecule: messenger RNA, 528 nt
Organism: Austrofundulus limnaeus
Lineage: Eukaryota; Metazoa; Chordata; Actinopteri; Cyprinodontiformes; Rivulidae
Product: voltage-gated potassium channel subunit beta-2
Biological process (GO): potassium ion transport; regulation of potassium ion transmembrane transport; regulation of action potential
Cellular component (GO): voltage-gated potassium channel complex; cytoplasm; juxtaparanode region of axon
Molecular function (GO): voltage-gated potassium channel activity; transmembrane transporter binding; potassium channel regulator activity
Source: RefSeq, a predicted model, not a curated record